This is a messenger RNA of Cercospora beticola, 2490 nucleotides long. RefSeq lists its product as uncharacterized. The record is from RefSeq and is a predicted model, not a curated record. Lineage: Eukaryota; Fungi; Ascomycota; Dothideomycetes; Mycosphaerellales; Mycosphaerellaceae.
AUGAUGGACUCCCGGCCUCCAAAUGAGUCAACCCCAGAGGAGAACGAGGCUUUCUGGGACAGGAGAUGCCAAUUCUCGAAGCUCCAAUGCUACAAGAAAAGCAAUUUGGCAAUGCAUUCUUUGACUAACCCAAUUUCAGAACUAUUUAGCAAAGAAUUGUUUUCGAUUGAAGACAGCAAAGAGCGCACCGCAAUAUCAGACCAAACUUAUGCUAAGCUUGCUCCAUCACUUCGUCUAGCAUCACGAAUGAUAUACUCACCACUUUUGAUUCCUUUCUGGUCUACACUCUUGCUCAAGCAGCCGUCGUACUGGGAGGACAGAUGCAACCCCAACAACUAUGGAAUGCAGUAUUCUUUUGACCAAUUCAACCCAGAGCGUCCGAUCAGCAAGGAAAUCCGUCAAGCCACCAGAUCUCAACUCGAUACGCUCCACAACUAUGUUCAGUAUGUGAUAACGGAUCGUACCAAUUCGUUCUGCACAGAACAGCAAGGCGCUCAUGACGUGACCGUCCCCGGCAUUCCGAACGGCUACAGGAGCGAGAUUUGGAUCAGUACUAGGAAGAUCAACGAUUUGGUAACAGCGACGAUUAAUGCGAGUGAUGUUCCUGCACUCCUGUUUUAUCGCUUUCGUCUGGCUUUGGGAAUCCUGCAUGAAUUGGCCCACGCAGCUUGGAAUAAAGUCAACGGCAAGAUCGACUUUGAACCCUUCUUUGGAAACGAGUCGAUCUCGGAGUUGGGCUUCGAGCUGGAACGACAGCUUUUCGAUGGUCGUCUAGACCUAUUAUACGAGAAUGUUCCGCUGAGCGAUGAUGCCAAGUAUUUCAAGGUUCAUCGUUACAGCGGGCGGAUAAGCGCUUUAAGGGGAUACCUUGUUCUCUGGGAACAUCCAAGUCAAGACAUUAUCGAGGAGUACCGGGGGAUGUCGUGUCUCCAAGUCCGAAUGGAAGAUAACGAGAAGCAAAAGUGCAAUUUGGCCUGGCAGGUGAAAUUGGAUCACUUUGAGAAAUUUUUCAAGGAUGAAUUCUGGACGUCGAAAGCAUGCGAGGAUAAGAAGAACUGGCAUCCGCCAAGAGAGAUUGGCUAUACGUUUCGCCGGACCGUGAAAGAACCGGAGGAAGCGAAGGACGGGAAAGAAGCAAAAGAGGGAACAGAUGUCACUGAACCUAUUGCACGAGCCGUCGACGAGCAUAACUAUCUCCUUCAAGAUCGAGGCUGCAAUUACAGACGAGGCACAUACGGUGAAAUCAUACUUCCCAGCCAAUCGCCAAUACCCAUAGCGAAUCUUACCAAAUCGAACUACGAACACGCUGCAGCUAACGAUCCUGGAAAGCUCCCAUGGCUGAGUUCCCAUCAUCAAGUUGAACUCUAUACCGGCUUGACGGACAGACAAAUCAAUCUCCAUAAACAAAGAGACCUACUUUGCAAGCUGCAUCUGGCUGUACGUGGCACAAGCGUCGAUAUCGCGAGAUUUGAAGGGGAUGCCAUGGAGUAUCGAGCAGCGACCAGAAUGGUACCAUUGCUGGAAUGUAUUGCAGAACUGGAACGACAGCACAACUCACGGAAGGGCGACUACCUCCGUGUGCCUAACUCCCCGCUAAUCAAGCGGCCCGGACAGUCUGCAGUUGACGUUGAAGUUCUCAUUCAUCUCUUGCGAGACCUCGAGAGACUUCGGAUCGAAAGUCUGGAGGCUGACGCCAGUUGGGGGGCUUCGAAUGAGGAGCGCAGGAGAAUUUUUGAAGAGCCUGAGAUUGAUGCAGCUCCAUUGGAGCCCAUGGAGCUGGUUCAAGCAAGCACACCACCUUGGCACAAUAGACUGAUGAGCCCCGAACACGGUCCUACACCUUCCCCACUGACGCCUGCUGUGCGAAGACCGAGCGGGCAGCGGCAGCAUUCUGCUCAGGACGUAUCUUCCGAAAGUGCCCGGAGAUUCCUCUUUCCUCAGAUACCUGCAGUACCGCAGUCUGCACCACGUACACCUCAAGGGUUGCGGUCGGGUACUGCCGGAAUGAAAUCCAAUUCCAGGGACGCGUCAUUCACAAGUGUAUACCCACCAAUAUUUUCUUCGCCACACGGAUCUGGCUCGGUUUUCGAGUCUACCGGGUACACUGUGCCAACGCCUGGACUUUUUAACGAAUCGCCCGUGACCCAGGACAAAAGUUCAUCAAGAUAUGUGCCCGCGGGACCUAUGACGCCUCAGCGUAGGCCUCGCGCUGUGCCAACUCAAACUCCUGGGCUUACACCUGAUUCCACUCGGACGCCUGGGAUGAGAACGCCGCAGGUUCCCAGAGGGCUGAGUUCGGUGUUGCAUCGGAAUAAGAGGAUGAACAUUGGAAGAGGGAAAGGUUUGACUACUGCGCAGGAGGAAGAUGAGUCGCAUGAGGAUGAGCUGGAUGAGAGUCCAAAGAGGCCGAUGAGAAGGAGGAAAAAAGCCAAGCAGCAAAAGCAGGAUGAAGAGGUGGGAGAUGUUGAGAUGGAGGAUUCUGGAAUCUAA